CUGCCAGUUGGGUCAGAUACAACCGAAUAGCUUCAUAGGGAGUUCGGUUCCAGUCCCUUUUCGGGGUGGGGGGGGCACGCAGAAUUUGUCUGCAGCGUUCUUAAAUCUAUAGAUGUCUGUGGAUAUAGGACCUGUCAAACUGUCAAGUUACUUUUCCCCCCUCCAUUUAAUUGAGUGCAUUCUCAAAGUCUUCGGAGCCGAUGUGAGAGCUGACUUAAUGCCUUUCUCAUUUUAUGGUGAAAGGUGAAGCAUGGCUUUGCGAGUGAUGGAACCCCAAAUGUUGGGCAUCCUGUUGAAUUUCCACCCAAUUCCUAUCAAACAUCAGAUUCCUCAGUUUGGGUUCCUUCUACAGAAUUGGGACAACUAGUCCCAAAUCAGUCUGAUUUAUCAGAAUAUCUAUCAGUGUACUUUAAAGCCUGGGCUUGUCAAGGCUUAUGUAAUCACUUUGUUAAUUUAUAAUCUUGUUACAUUGCUUUCCAGAUUUAUAAAAUCAUUCCCUUCAGGAAAUCUGUCUUCAACGUCUGCUUAAAUAUUUCUCUUGGAAUUGGAUUCCUGAAGAGGAAUGUACUGUACAAGUGGUGAUUAAAGCAUACUAAUUAGACAAGUGCCUUUUUAAAAAGAAGUAUUGAUUUUUUUAUCUGACUAUCGAAUUUUCCCUGUUAGGAAAGCAGAUGACAUUCCCAUUUUACAGAACUAGAUGUAAGAGAAAUUACGUGACAUUCCCAAGGUCAUGUAUGGAAGCAGUGUAGUAACUGCAAAUCAAGCGCACGGUGUUAACUUUUCUUAAUACUCCAUCUUCAAGGCUUUCUGGGCAGGAAUUUUGAGUGCCACCUUUCUGUUUUGUAUAUUUACACAAUCAGUUUUUUAUUUUAUUUUGUGCACAGAAAUUACUCUCACCUUAUUAAUUUUUUACUAUUUUGAGUGACUUUAUCGCAGGAGGACCCAUUCAUUUAAAACAUAUGAGAACUCAGCAGUUAUACGAAUUUUCAUUUUUCUAUAACAGUGAUAUAGGUGGGCCCUUAUAGUUCAAAUUUAAUGCCGUAAUUCUACAAUGAAGGCUUUUAACUGUCCUUAUUACGCCUGAAGGGCUUUGAUAUUUUUACUGGACACUAGAAAUACUAUUUGUCUAAAGUUUACUGUGGUUGUUUCAUAUGAAAGUGAAACUAAAUAGGAAAAAAAAAAAGGUGUUUAUUUUUGGAGAUAUCCAGCAGCCAUGGUUCUCAGCUUUGGUAUAAAUAAGGCAUGAUUUCUUCACCGUAGCAGCCUGUCUGAGCCUAGGAGCUCAUUGCACUGCCUGGGAAGAAAAGGGUACAGUGAACUUUCCACAUGGGCAGGAUUUUAGGAAUUAUAAGCAUAGGUAUGGAACCCCAAAGACUUGAUAUAACUGUAUGUCAUCUGUUUGCUUCACAACCAAAAGAUAGAGUCUUAGCCAACAUGCUUUUACAGGAAAACAAUUAUUGAGAAUGUAGGUACUUCCCAGCCUGCAUAUAGGUGCAGGUAAAUCCUUAAGAGCAACUUAGGUGGCAAUGUUGACUGGAUGGUAGCAGUUUUGAAUGCAAACUUAAUCUGUGAUCAUUUAUUUAUGGAGCCUUUGUGUGUCUAUUUUUGGGGCCCCAGGCUGGAGCGUAGCAAUGGAAAGGAGCUUACAGGCUACUGGGGACUCCAAGGUAAACAGUAACAGUAGCGACUGGUGAAUGCUUUGGUGAGGCACAAGCAAAUCCCCGUGGAAGCCCAGAGAUGGGGACAAGGAAUAUGACUUGGGAAUGCUUCAUAGAGGCGGUGACACUUGAGCUCUUGGAAGACAGAGGCCCUCUGUCCCGUGGGAAACCAUUGCUUGCUGGUGGUACGGGAGGAACCCAUCUAAAGAGGAUUUCUGCUCUGCCUUCCCUGAACAUUUAUUUCUCUGCUGUCACUUCCAGAGCCUCCCGAGAGUCUGCUUUGGCACCUCCAGCAUUUGGCCUCUGCUCAGGAGCAAGAAGCAACUAACACAACCGAGUAGUAACAAGGAGAGCCCAGUGUGCAGUUUGCAGGGUACGUGUGGGAGCCAGUACAAAGAUGUGCAUGGCGCCCCUGAAAAUGAAUUCCUCGUUUUCACCGGACGCUCGUAUAUGAGAAGGUCCAUUUCACACAGCCCACACAUUCUCCUUCGGCGGGGCCAGCAUGGCGGGGUUCAAGCGCGGGUAUGACGGAAAGAUCGCUGGCUUAUACGACCUGGAUAAAACCUUGGGCCGAGGGCACUUUGCAGUCGUUAAACUUGCCAGGCAUGUCUUCACAGGUGAAAAAGUGGCAGUAAAAGUGAUUGACAAGACAAAACUGGACACACUAGCCACUGGGCAUCUGUUCCAAGAGGUGCGGUGCAUGAAACUCGUGCAGCACCCCAACAUCGUGCGCCUCUAUGAAGUGAUCGACACCCAGACCAAACUGUACCUCAUCCUAGAACUCGGGGACGGGGGAGACAUGUUCGAUUACAUAAUGAAGCACGAGGAGGGGCUGAACGAAGACCUGGCCAAGAAGUACUUCGCGCAGGUUGUCCACGCCAUCUCCUACUGCCAUAAACUCCACGUGGUUCACAGGGACCUGAAGCCGGAGAACGUGGUCUUCUUCGAAAAACAAGGGCUCGUGAAGCUGACGGACUUCGGUUUCAGCAACAAGUUUCAGCCGGGGAAGAAGCUCACCACCAGCUGUGGGUCUCUUGCCUAUUCCGCUCCAGAAAUCCUGCUUGGCGACGAGUAUGAUGCCCCCGCAGUAGAUAUAUGGAGCCUGGGAGUGAUCCUUUUCAUGCUGGUGUGCGGGCAGCCCCCCUUCCAAGAGGCCAAUGACAGCGAAACGCUGACGAUGAUCAUGGAUUGUAAAUACACAGUCCCAUCCCACGUGUCGAAAGAGUGUAAAGACCUCAUCACCCGGAUGCUGCAGAGAGACCCCAAGAGGAGGGCCUCUUUGGAAGAGAUCGAAAACCACCCUUGGCUCCAGGGGGUGGACCCUUCACCAGCCACCAAGUACAACAUCCCCCUCGUGUCGUACAAGAACCUCUCGGAGGAGGAGCACAACAGCAUCAUCCAGCGCAUGGUGCUCGGGGACAUCGCGGAUCGCGACGCCAUCGUCGAAGCCCUGGAGACCAACAGGUACAACCACAUCACAGCCACGUACUUCCUGCUCGCUGAAAGGAUCCUGAGGGAAAAGCAAGAGAAGGAGAUACAAACCCGAUCUGCAAGCCCCAGCAACAUCAAGGCCCAGUUUAGGCAGUCAUGGCCAACCAAAAUCGAUGUGCCCCAGGACCUGGAGGACGACCUCACAGCCACUCCAUUGUCCCACGCGACUGUCCCUCAGUCCCCUGCGCGGGCUGCCGACAACGUCCUCAACGGCCACAGGAGCAAAGGCCUGUGCGACCCUGCGAAGAAAGACGACCUGCCCGAGCUGGCUGGCCCGGCCCUCGCCGCGGCGCCGCCCGCCAGCCUGAAACCCGCCGCCAGCGGGCGGAAGUGCCUGUUCCGGGUGGAAGAGGACGAGGAGGAGGACGAGGAGGACAAGAAACCCAUGUCCCUCUCCACGCAGGUGGUUCUGCGCCGGAAGCCCUCGGUGACCAACCGCCUGACCUCGAGGAAGAGCGCGCCGGUCCUGAACCAGAUCUUUGAGGAGGGGGAGUCGGACGACGAGUUCGACAUGGAUGAGAACCUGCCGCCCAAGCUGAGCAGGUUGAAGAUGAACAUCGCCUCCCCGGGGACGGUGCACAAGCGCUACCACCGCAGGAAAAGCCAGGGCCGCGGGUCCAGCUGCAGCAGCUCGGAGACCAGCGACGACGACUCGGAGAGCCGCCGGCGGCUCGACAAGGACAGCGGCUUCCCCUACUCCUGGCACCGCCGGGACAGCAGCGAGGGGCCGCCGGGCAGCGAGGGCGACGGCGGCGGCCAGAGCAAGCCGAGCCCCGGCGGCGGCGGCGCGGACAGGGCCAGCCCGGGCGAGGGCGGCGCGGGCGGGGGCGGCGCUUCGGGCGGCUCUGGUGGCGCCCCCGGCGGCACCUCGGGCAGCGCGCGCCGCUGCGCGGGCCCCACCAACUCCAGCGCCACGCAGCUGGCGGCGCGCAGCGCCGGGGAGCUGGUGCAGAGCCUCAAACUCAUGGGCCUGUGCCUGGGCUCCCAGCUCCACGGGGGCGCCAAGUACAUUAUCGACCCGCAGCACGGCCUGACCUUCUCCAGCGUCAAGGUCCAGGAGAAGUCCACGUGGAAAAUGUGCAUCAGCUCCGCAGGGAACGCGGGCCAGGCGCCCGCGGUGGGCGGCAUCAAGUUUUUUUCUGACCACGUGGCGGCCAGCACGGCUGAGUUAGAACGGAUAAAGAGCAAGAACCUGAAAAAUAACGUGCUCCAGCUACCUCUGUGUGAAAAGACCAUCUCUGUGAACAUCCAGCGGAACCCUAAGGAGGGGCUGCUGUGCGCCGCCAGCCAGGCCAGCUGCUGCCACGUCAUUUGACCGGGGGGGGCCAGGCCGCUGGACACUUCCUGCUACCUGCUCGGGGCGGUGAGGACCGCUCCCUUCACUGUUUCCUUUCCGGUUUUGCUCUUUUACAGCGGGCAAUUAUUUAUUACUUUUUCAUUUGUUCGCCUGGCGAUGUGACAAUGCAUGGUCUUUGUGCAUGCUGCUGCUAGACACUGCCUUUUCUUUUCCAGCCGAAAAGUCUAUUGUAUCAUUUCUACAUUCAUAAUUUUAAUGUGGAUGAUCAGGAGUAAAUUAAAAUGUCUAUUUGGAACCUACUAUAAGUGGAGCACUUAGAAAUUUGAUGUUCCGCACUUAACCUAGAGAGAGAAAAAAAAUGCUUUUGUUUCCUUGUUGAAAAAUCUAAAUUCCUGUCCUGACCUUCCUGUGACACGGAAACUCCGUGCUCUGAGGCACUCUGGUGUCCGAGACAGAACCAAAGCAAUAACGGUGUGACGCCGACAGGCCUGCGGCCUGCGCGGAGAGCGCGCCAGCGUCCGCACUGGAACCUCGCUCCGGGAUUUCAGCAUACCCACACCUGUAUGUCUUAAGCUAUAGUGCGAAAAAAGGUUUGGGCUCUUAAAAUGUAACUGAAAAAGUUAUUCUUGUUUUGUAAUAGGUGAGAUAAAGUACUUAGAUUUAUAAGGCAGCUUUCCCUCUCGUGGUACAUUACAAGCAGACAAUCUUCUUUUGUAACGUGAUAAAGUGAACUGAUGCUGUCUUAACUCUAGUGAUAGAGUGUGUGUCUGUUUAACAGAACAAAAUGAUGCUCUGUGUCAAUUCCUUGCUGUAGGGCACAGCCCAGGGUUUCCUGGAAAACCACGUAGAUAGAAGAAACUGUAGGGCCAACCAUGGAAGCAAAGGCACGCAGAGGUAGGCGGGGUCAAAGCCCCAUCAGUUUGGAAACCUGUCUGUGUGGCUUUUAUUUCUAGGGGUUUGGUAGUGAGGCUGUCUCUUUUGUUAUUUCCGUUUCACAUCCUUUAGCUCAAUUAUCUGUGAACAUUGGCUGAUAAAAAAUUCACACAAAAGGGUAGAAUCCACACAUACAGCAAACAAAAAUGCACAAAGCCUGCUUUGUUUGUAUUUGUUUGUUUUUUGCUGGAAGUGUUUUCACUUUGCCUUCCUGCCAAAACAAUAAUCAAAGAACUCUUGCUUUAAACUAUUCCUGUACAAAGACUACUUCUGAUCAGAUAAUCACCUUUCCUGACAUUUUAUUUGUAGGACACAGUAUAUUGCAGAUUGCUGAUCUUGGGAGGGGCCAGAUGCUACUUUGUUAUGCUGUGCCCUGGGGUCUUAAAAGCAUUGCUCAUCCACCUUCGUGACAGGACGUGGCUGGGCCCAGGGCCUUCCCACGCUCCUCCGCCUCCCGGGACGUCCGAGGCAAGAGCCUCCUGGUCACGGAGUGGGCAGAGCACCACAGGGCGGCGUUCCAUUGGUCACGGUUGCUCCAAGUAUACACUGAUCUUGCUACGUUAGUAUUCACAUACUCUACUCAGAACUCUGAAUUUCACUGUAUACUUACUAAGCUAAGUAAAGAUGAUACUUAAAAUACUUUUUACUUUCUAGACCUAGGCUAGAUAUGUUUUAAGCUAUAGCACUAGUUCAUUGUGAUAUUUAUAAUUGAAAGCUACAAGAAUAGAUGUGUGGGUGAAGCCAUAGAACACAUUUGCUUGAAAUUCUUGAGCAGGGAUCUUACAAAGGGCCAGAAAUAAGAUGUGUGGUUCACAUAGAUAGUGAGCGUAACAUCUGUAUUAAACGUAGGAGAGAAGUUUAUAAAGGGCAUUGGCAAUAAACUCUUUGUUGCAGCUGUUUUCCAAGUAAUGUAAAUACUUUUUCCUGUGAUUAUGUAUAGCCUUGGAAUGGCACCUUUUAACCCAUAUGUGUUUGGUUUUCAAUGGUUUUUUUAUAUUCAAAUGUAUAUAUGGUGCUCACUUUAGGAUCAGCAGUGUUGACCAUUUAUGCUGCAUUAGCUGUAUUAUAGCCUUAUUAGUUGUGUGUGGUUGGUUGAGCCUCCGGGUAUACAGAUGUCCGUCUGAGUGGCGUCUUACUCAUUUGUUCAUAAGUGAAUGGUUGUGCAUGUGUUGUAUGUCAUAGUGUGUUGUCACAUAAAAGGGAGGGAGCGAAUAACCAUUACAUUAAGAUAAUAUUGGACCAAACUACUUACUUGCUCUAAACAGUUUCUUGUACCCCUUAACCUGUCUUCAGAAGUUGCAUAGAGUUACAGUAGUGUGUAAAUUAAAUAUUGUGGACAAUUAGUCUUGUAUUUUUCUGUAUGUGUGUGUAUAUAUAUACAUAUAUGUGUAUAUAUAUAAAAAAUUAUGUACUUCUGGCAAUUCUAUCUGUAUUUAAAGAUGUGACAAUCUUGACACCGAUUUUCAGAAUAGCCGUGAGACUGAAUCAAAGGAAAGAUAUUCCGACGCGGUAAGAGUUGAUGUGUGUUAAGAGGGUACAGAACAGAAGUAUCAGCUGAUUUGGUCAGUUGCUUCCACUGCUGGUUGACUUUCCUCAUUGUGUAAACAUUGACAGGUAUGACAAAUGGGAAAGAAAUCCAAACAAUAAAGUGGCAUAUUGGUGUUCAGCAAUGUAAACCGUGUCCUGGGCUCUCUGUCUUCUCACCGAUGCAGCCUCGUCUGUCGUCCCAGCCCGGGUGAGACGCAGCCUCCCGCGUGCUGCGCCCCUGCAUCACCCCACG
Molecule: messenger RNA, 7159 nt
Organism: Pteronotus mesoamericanus
Lineage: Eukaryota; Metazoa; Chordata; Mammalia; Chiroptera; Mormoopidae
Gene: SNRK
Product: SNF related kinase
Exons: 8
Coding region: 2161-4464 (767 amino acids)
Biological process (GO): protein phosphorylation; intracellular signal transduction
Cellular component (GO): cytoplasm
Molecular function (GO): protein serine/threonine kinase activity; ATP binding
Source: RefSeq, a predicted model, not a curated record